UAUAAACGACAGCUCGGCUUCCUCCUGAUAAAAUUCAAGCGUGCUUCUGUCAGAAGAGCACAUUGACUUAAGACGCUGCUGCGGAGGAAGGUGGCGGAGGACAGCAACAACUCUGGUGCCCCACGAGGGCUAGAGAUGGGAAUGAGAUUUCCGAAAGGCUGCAAAGGGCCACCACCUCAGACUGUGCGGAAGUUAUUGGAGCAACGAAGACAACAACAAGCUGCUCUAAGCCGCAGCACCAGGCCCCUGAUCCCACCAGGAGCUUUAGAAGCCAGCUGGCCAGCGCCCCAUGGAACACUAGAAAAGGGGGAUUCUGUUCUAGGACCAUCUACGGUCCCUCCGUAUCCAGUUGCUGCCUUUCCUGCCUGGCAACCAGAGGCCUCCAGCCAAGGAGCUUUCGCUCCAGAUUUUCACUACCCGUGUGUGGACCCUGGCAACAAUUUCCAUCUCCAGCCUCAAGGGAGCCAGUAUGAUGUGAUGAGUCCCUGCCCUCCCUUGGAAACCAAUAUUUAUGGAGCAGCAGGUCCUGGAGGUCCCGAGGUAGCCUAUGCAUCCAAGAUAACAUCAGCAGUAAAUUAUGAGAAGGUUGCCACUGAAGCUGUCCAUCUUUAUCCAAGCUCGGAGACCUCCUGGCUGGGACAGGAACAAAACAAUGCUUGCCUCCUCCUUCCUGGGAGUUACGCAGACUUAUCUGUGGAUGUCGAUCCAGGGGAACUGACUCAAGCUCGGGCACAGAUCCAGAAUAUAGAUCUAUCUCACCUUUUGCAGCAGGAUGAAGAUGGCGACACGUUGCUUCAUCUCUUUGUGGCUCAAGGACUCCGCCCAUUGUCGUAUGCUGCAGCUGAAAUGCUCAGAGAUUGUGGACAGUUGGACGUCAAAGAACACCGGGGAAAGACUCCAUUAUUAGUGGCGGCUGCAGCCAACCAACCUAAGAUCGUGAAGGACCUGAUUUUGCUGGGAGCAGAUGUCAAUGCCAUGGACCAAAAGGGGCAGACUGUGCUGCACCUUGGCGCCACCUACGGGCUGCCCAGUGUUAUUGAGGCGGUCAUGAUGACUGGUGCUCCUGUCAACGUGGAUGCCAGAAAUUUUGAAGGUCUCACUCCUUUGCACUGUGCCGUCAUGGCUCACAAUGCUGCCUUCCAGACACAAAACAUGGAGCCCUUGUCCCAACAUCACCUGCAGAACUUACUGCUCUGUAUUCAGCGGCUUUUGCAACUUGGUGCUGAUUACAAGAGCCAGGAUUUGAAGAGCAGUAAAACCAUCCUGCAUCUGGCUGUUCAAGCUGCAAACCUGCCUUUGGUCCAGUUCCUCCUCAAACUGCCUGGACAGGAACGUCAGAAUUUUGUAAACAUUAAGGCCCAUGGCAACACAGCUCUGCACAUGGCAGCUGGCCUCCAUGGCCAUCCUUAUCAAGAGCAGAUCGUCCGCCUCUUGCUGGACCACUGGGCCGAUCCCACUGCCCGGAACCCAGAGAACGAGCAGCCAGUUCACCUGUUGACUUCAGGACCAGCAGCCGAGCAACUGCGUCUUUUGCUGCGAAGCCGUCGCUCAGGCCCUGGGUUGGUCUAUCCCCCAUCCUUCACCUGACACAGCCAUCCUGGAUAGAGGGAGACCAACCUGUCUCUUUCUCUACCCUCGAAGAGUGAGGGAGCCUGAAUGUCUUUUGUUUCUUUCUUCUCCUUUCUGUUCUCCCCACCCCCGAUGGAAGGUGUGGUCUUCUAUAUUUGCUAUAUUUAAUUAAGUUAUUGGAUAAGGAUUGGGACGUCAAGUUGAACCUCAAGAGCUUUACACACAAAAAAAGCAUAUUUUCCUAGUAGAAGCCGGUGCCGUGGGUCAGUGGUGGAGAGGACUCACUGUAACCGGGGUGGGCUUCAGAACCUUUAGCAACGGGUUCGCUGCCCACUUCCUGGGUGGGCAUGGCCAUGAUGGGCAUGGCCUAGUCGUCCACCUGCACCACGGUGGGAGGCCUGUUUUUUCUCCCUCCCCAGAUUUAGGAGGCUUUCCUUGAGCUUCUGGGAGGACGAAAACAGCUUCCCCUGAGGUCCAGAGGGUCUCCGGAAGCUCUCCAGAGGCCGGAAACAGGCCUAUUUCUGGACUUCCAGAACUUCCGGGAGGCUUGUUUUUCACCCUCCCCAAGCUCCAGAGGGUUUUCUUGAGCCUCCGGGAGUGCGAAAACAGCUUCCCCCAGGCCCUCUGGAGGCUGAAAACCGGCCCAUUUCUAGACUUCCAGAACCUCCAGUAGGCCCAUUUUUUGCCCUCCCAGAUCCUCCAUGCGGUCCCUGCACUUAUCUGGAAUGAUAAGCGGGCCACGUGGAGAGUUCUGGGAAAGGAGGGGUGAGCGUGACCAUCCAGGGGUGGCAUUUGGGGGUUUGCUGAACCCUGGUAAUUUUUAGCUAGAGGAUCGGCCAAACCCUGCCAAACCCCCAGGAGCCCACCCCUGAGUGUUACCAUAAACCAUCGGUGGAGAGGCUGGGUUUAUCUCCUCCAUCACCACUGCUUCUACCACAGGCCGAUGGCAUCCCAGAUGCAAACCCACCCCACACAAUCCCACGAGGUUCCGUGUCACCAGCAAGAAUGGUGAUCUGAGCAUCUGGGCCCAUCUUCUUCUCACCUGGCACCCUCUGGGCCGUUCCAGGUUGGAAUCCAUCCCUCCGCAUAUUUGAAGGAAAGUUGAUCCGAAUUCUGCAUCCAGCUACCUCCCUCAUUUGGUCCUCGUGAUAUUCUGUACAAUUAGGAGCCCUCCGUCUUCCUUAUCGACUACGCUUCAAUCAUUUCCGUGAAAUGGGAUUUUUAACUCGAACCAUAUUGGUUCGUAGAACACUUGGAUCUUGCAUUGCCGUCGUUAUUCUUGAAUCAUAUUGGUUUGUUGAACUUCUUUUUUUUUUUAACUUGAACCACAUUGGUUUGUCGAUUACCUGGAUCGUAUCAUAGGAGGGUCCGGCUUGAGUGAUUACUUAAGGCAGGAGUGUCAAACUCAAGGCCCGUGAGCCAGAUCUAACCCACGAGGUGCUUAGAUCUGGCCCACAGGACCAGCCUAGAAAUAGCAAAGGCUCGCAGUGCCUCUGCUAGCAAAAACCUUCUCCUGCAGCACUCUGUCGGCCAAAACAGGGCAUGGGGAGGGGUGUGCGGCCUCCCCACACCCUGGUUUCAGCCUUGAUGGCCUCCUGCAGCACUCUGCUAGCCAAAAUGGGGCUAGGGGAGGGGCGCCCCAUUUUUGCCAACAGAGUACUACAGGAGGCUAUUGAGACUGAAAAUGGGGCGUUUGGGCCGGUAGGGUGCUGCAGGAGGCAUCCGUCCCAUCUCUUGUCUCCCGCCCCCUGGCCGGUCCGCAGAGGACAAUUACAAUGCUGAUCCAACCCUCAAAGAAAUCCAGUUUGACACCCUGACUUAAGGCAAAACUGACAAUGCAGUUCUACAUAUGAGUAUUUGAGGGGAGCGGGGAAAGGCCCAUUGUAUUCAACUGGGCUUGCUCCUCGGAAGUAGAUCUAAGACAGAACCCAUUUUAGACUAACACCUCCCCCCCACAUUGAAUCCAGUCAACAAUGGAUCCCUGAGAGGGGGGUUUGUGGGGUUUCUCACUAUCUAAACUGGGGGAAGUCUCUUUUCGCCGCAUAGACCUUUGUAGAAUGCAUCGUCGAUGUGUUUCAUUCAAAAAUGAAAUUGGAUUGAGUCCAGAUUCAUGUAACCGGGAGAAUCCAAGGAAGCAUUAUUUUGUGAGCAGGUUUGGGACUUCUAAUAGAAGUCUUGGCAUGCCCGGCAAAUUGAAAUUCCCAGGAUUUCUCCCAGGGAUGGGGAUAUCAUCGUUAUUAAGUUAAUGUGAAUGACAAGUUAGCCUUUUCAGGCAGAAAGAGUCCUCUUACAGAGGAAACUGCUGGCACUGCUAUUCAUUAUGCCUCAGAUUAGCCAGAGGCGAGCAAAGGCAGUUGCACUGUGGAUCCUUGGUCGUUCAGAAGCAUCCUUAAGACUCCGCGAAGAAAACGGGUUUGUUCAGAACUGCCAGGAUAUCUUUGGAUAUUACUUUUUAUUGUGAUUGUGAUUUAGGCUUUGGCCUGCAUUGAACCCUGUCACAGCAUCUGUGUCCAGACAGCUGUAGCCAGAUCUCUGGCUUGCUUUUUUUAAAAAAAAAAAAAAACCUACUUGGGCCAAAGAAGCAGUCUUGAGCUCUUCUCCGAGACUGCAUUAUCUUCCUUCCAUUUCGGAAAGCUGUAAUCUCCAUAAAGUGGGAAAAACCAUUCCCCUUUUUUUCAGUGGUGGGAUUCAGCCAGUUCGCACCUAUUCGGGAGAACCGGUUGUUAACUUUCUAAGCAGUUCGGAGAACUGGUUGUUGGAAGAAAUCUUAUUUUGUUUUGUUUUUUCCACUUGACAGGACUAAUCCUGUAAGGAAGGCAGGAAGGAAACGUUCUGGUGUUGUUUCUAGCCUAAUCUUUAUUGCCCUGAUUUCAGAAACUGCCUCUCUGGUUAACCCUUAUUACAUUGUAACAGCUAAGGCGAAGCGCCCAUCGGCGUGAGUGAUGUUGAGUUGGCCACGCCCACAGGGUCACAUGACCACCGAGCCACGCCUACACAGCUGGUCAUUCGGGCAGAGAACCAGUUGCUAAAUCAUUUGAAUCCCACCACUGCCUUUUUUCCUUCGCGCUUUUCUCCAAUCCCCAACUCACUUCAUGUUCUCCAAGCAUCUGGUAAGAAUUACAGUUAGUUUCCUUUAGCAACCAUUUAAAGCUACAACAGCACUGGAAGAAAAGUGACUUACAACUGCUCCUCGCGCUUAUGGCCAUCGCAGCAUGGUCCCGUGAACAAAAUUCAGAUGCUUGGCGACCGACGUGCAUUUAGAACAAUUGCAAGCAUCCUGGGAUCACGUGACUGCCAAUGGGUGACCUUCCCAUCCGGCUUUGUUUAGUGAGUUUUGUUCCCCCAUUUGAUGACUUUUCUUGCCACGGUUGUUCAGUGAAUCACUGCAAUUGAUAAGUUAGUCACUUGGUUAUUAAGUGAAUCUGGCUUUCCCAUGGACUUUGCUUGUCGGAAGGUUGCAAAAGGGGAUCGCAUGACCUUUGGACACUGCAACCAGGUUCUCCUGGUUCGCCAGUUGUGUCCCUUUCUUGACCGGGAUGCCUUAUGCACAGUCAUUCAUGCUCUCGUCACUUCUCGUCUGGAUUAUUGCAAUGCUCUCUACAUGGGGCUACCUCUGAAGUGCACUCGGAGGCUCCAGUUAGUCCAGAAUGCAGCUGCGCGGGUGAUUGAGGGAGCCACACGUUGCUCCCGGGUAACACCGCUCCUGCGCAGUCUGCACUGGUUCCCUGUGGUCUUUCGGGUGCACUUCAAGGUAUUGGUUACCACCUUUAAAGCGCUCUAUGGCUUAGGGCCCGGGUACUUACGGGACCGCCUGCUGUUACCUUAUGCCUCCCACCGACCCGUACGCUCACACAGAGAGGGUCUUCUCAGGGUGCCAUCCGCCAAACAAUGUCAGCUGGCGGCCCCCAGGGGAAGGGCCUUCUCUGUUGGAGCACCUACCCUCUGGAACGAACUUCCCCCCGGUUUACGCCAAUUACCUGACCUUCGGACCUUUCGCCAUGAAUUGAAAACAUAUCUGUUUAUCCAAGCUGGACUGGCUUGAUUUUUAAAUUUUCAAAUUUCUGAAUUUUUAAUAAUUUUAAAUUGGGGUAUUUUAGUAUAGGUCAAUUCGACGGUUUUAAUUUUCGGCCAUCUUUUGAAUAUGUAUUUUAAUUGUUAUUUUAAUUUUGUAUAUUAUUGUUUUAAUCUGGCUGUACACCGCCCUGAGUCCUUUGGGAGAAGAGCGGUAUAAAAAUCUAAAUAAUAUAUAAAUAAAUAAAUAAAUAAAUAAAUAAACUGACUAUACGAUAAAAUCGCUCAGCUCCGGGAUGGUCUGGACCGAAAUUGGGAUGAUCCAAGCGAGGGAGAGGAGACACGUCUUGUUGAGUCCAUUUGGGAUGAGUUUGACCCUGUGGCUCCCGAGGACGUGGACAGGUUGUUGGGGAGACUUCACGCCACUACAUGUUUACUGGACCCGUGUCCUUCCUGGCUGGUACUGGCCACUCAGGAGGUGACACGAGGCUGGCUCCAGGAGA
Molecule: messenger RNA, 6083 nt
Organism: Ahaetulla prasina
Lineage: Eukaryota; Metazoa; Chordata; Lepidosauria; Squamata; Colubridae
Gene: NFKBID
Product: NFKB inhibitor delta
Exons: 12
Coding region: 136-1587 (483 amino acids)
Biological process (GO): regulation of gene expression
Cellular component (GO): nucleus
Molecular function (GO): protein binding
Source: RefSeq, a predicted model, not a curated record